Molecule: messenger RNA, 684 nt
Organism: Andrographis paniculata
Lineage: Eukaryota; Viridiplantae; Streptophyta; Magnoliopsida; Lamiales; Acanthaceae
Product: putative germin-like protein 2-1
Exons: 2
Coding region: 1-684 (227 amino acids)
Cellular component (GO): cell wall
Molecular function (GO): manganese ion binding
Source: RefSeq, a predicted model, not a curated record
AUGUCUGAGUUUCAGUUGUUUAUGGCCAUUGUGGCUGUCGUUUCAUUCACUGUGUGUGCUAAUGAUCCAUCUUCACUCCAGGAUUUCUGCGUAGCCAUCAAGGAUUCCAAUGCUUCUGUUUUCGUGAACGGAAAGAUAUGCAAGGACCCGGAGACUGUAACAGCCGAGGACUUCUUCUACUCCGGCCUACACCGGCGCGGCAAUAUCACGAGCUCAUUCGGCACAAAGCUCACCCAAGUGUUCAUAACUCAAAUGCCAGGCCUCAACACCCUCGGCAUAGCCAUGGUCCGGAUCGACUACUUGCCGGGGGGCCUCAAUCCGCCGCACGUCCACCCCCGGGCCUCGGAGAUGAUCGUCGUCCUCGAAGGGACAAUCCACGUCGGAUUUAUUACAGCAAACCCUACAGACCCUAAUUCGAAGCCCAAGCUGUUUGCCAAAACCCUUUUCCCUGGCGACGUGUUCCUCUUCCCCCAAGGCCUUGUCCAUUUUCAGCACAAUGUCGGGAAUUCCAGCGCCGUCGCCAUAGCCGCCCUUAAUAGCCAGAACCCUGGCUUCGUCACCCUCCCGAGGGCGCUGUUCUGGUCCGAGCCGCCGCUUGAUCAUGAAGUCGUGGAGAAGACGUUCCGGGUGGAGGAGAAGCUUGUUGAGUAUUGGCAGUCGAUGGCAUGGAGAGGGAACAAUUAG